Messenger RNA from Penicillium alfredii, 387 nucleotides. RefSeq lists its product as uncharacterized. Bases 1 to 387 code for a protein of 128 amino acids. The transcript has a single exon. The record is from RefSeq and is a predicted model, not a curated record. Lineage: Eukaryota; Fungi; Ascomycota; Eurotiomycetes; Eurotiales; Aspergillaceae.
AUGGUGAUCCUGCUCCAGUCGGGCUGUGUUGCGUCCACCAAUGGGUCGGGUUUGCUGGAGGCUUCAAGUGGGCCGCAGUCUGCCUGGCGGUACGCCUCCGCCACAGUAGGGAUAACUGAACAAUCAAAUCGUUACGCCAUUUGCCUCGAUUUCGGCGCCAAAGAGGGUCGCAUCAUGUCAUGUAUGGGCAUGACAUUCCCUAUCUCGGUACACGCAAAGCCACACCACACCCCGGAGCGGCCGGUGUACGCCGAACGUCGCGCUGUAAUACCCCCGCACUCAGUGGCUACAGUACCUACACGCGUCUUGUCCGAGCUUCCUAGCGAGCGCGAGCGGACGCUGACCCCGUUCGCGCACGACUGCUUGGACCAGACAGCUUCUAUUUGA